This is a messenger RNA of Phalaenopsis equestris, 1067 nucleotides long. RefSeq names its product 30S ribosomal protein S6. Gene Ontology annotation, cellular component: ribosome; cytosolic small ribosomal subunit. Gene Ontology annotation, biological process: translation. The transcript has 5 exons. Bases 47 to 919 code for a protein of 290 amino acids. Lineage: Eukaryota; Viridiplantae; Streptophyta; Magnoliopsida; Asparagales; Orchidaceae. Gene Ontology annotation, molecular function: small ribosomal subunit rRNA binding; structural constituent of ribosome. The record is from RefSeq and is a predicted model, not a curated record.
CCAACUCUCUUUAUUUGCAUUUAGCCUCACAUUCUCUUCACUGACCAUGGAGGCUAGCCUGAUAACUUCCUCUCAUUCUGCUGCCAGCUUUCUCAAGAAAGAGCACAGUCCAAUAAGUCAUUUCUUCUUUUCCUGGUUCGCCUGCCGGAAGAAACUCACCGGCGGCGGCCAGAGUAACCUGGUUGUCGCUAGGGCGAAUAAGAGGAAGGAGAAGUCUGAUGCACACAGCUUCAUUCCGAAGCCUGACGAAGCAACUGGGCCUUUCCCGGAGGCCGUGCUCCUUAGAAAGAAAGUAGUCAAGGAAGAUGGAAGAGUUGUACCUGAAUUUGCAGAUGCUGAAGAAGAGAAAUUAUACGAGUUUCUCAAACUUCAGCUUGAGAGUGACCUGAAACUUGAAAAAAUUCGGCAUUAUGAAGUGGUUUAUCUAAUCCAUGAAGAUCAUAUUGAAGAGGUUGAUAAUGUUGUUUCCAAAGUUCAAGGUUUCAUCAGAGAGAAGAAGGGAAGGAUUUGGAGGCUGAAUAAUUGGGGGCUUCGUAGGUUGUCUUACAAGAUUAAAAAAGCAAGCAAAGCAAAUUAUAUUCUGAUGAAUUUUGAGAUGGAAGCCAAGUGGAUCAAUGGUUUCAAGAACAUGCUUGAUAAGGACGAACGCAUCAUCAGGCAUCUGGUGAUGAAAAGAGAUGAAGCCAUCACUGAGGAUUGCCCUCCCCCUCCUGACUUCCACACUAUUAAAGCAGCACAAGGAUUUGAUGAGGAUUACGAAGACGACGACAAUGAUGAUGACAGCGAUGAGGAUUACGAAGAAGAAGAUGACGAUGAUGAUGAGCUGCGAGUGCAAGCUGAUAGUUUAGAAGGUGUUGGUGAUAAUGAUUUUGGUAUUGAUGGUGAAGUUAGUAGUUCAAAAAGCUCAAAGAGAAGAUAGCAAGAUAGUUUAUUGAUUUUCUUAGCUGUUGAUUGUUGUCUCUAGUUAUCUGGUAAUUAUUUGGAAGGUUUUUAUACGUAAUUAUUUUCAACAAUAAUGAUGAAAUUUCUUUAUUAUGAACAGAACUGUAUGUACUUUUUUUAUGGUC